AUGAGGCAGUCGAUCGGAACGGGAAUGUAUGGACGAAGCCUCACCGGAGCGGCCCAGCUGGGCUUGCUGGUGAUGCUGUUGGCACUGGUCGCUAAGUGUGACACCGUUCAACCAUCAUCAACCAACACUGGAGCAGCGCUGGAGCUUAUCCUGGACCGGAUCGAUUCCGUGCUGGAGCGGGUACUGUCGGCCGGUGCCUGUCGUCGGGAUGUGAACCGCACGCUGGAAGCUGCACAUAACCAGGAACAGUGGGCCGUUACAAUGUUGGACGCGACGGUAAAAUUUCCGGCCGCGAUCGAGCUCGGUGCACGCGAUCAUCUCGGCAGCUACGACGAAUGUCUCGGUGCGCCCGUGCGCUCCCAGGUGCCCGUACGAGCACAGUACUGUUUGGCACGCGUCUCAAUGACCGGAUACCAUGUGCGACCCAGAACAGGGCGCACCGUCAGCACGAACACGAGCUCAGCCGCGGUUCGGUGGGGUGUUUGUGUGCCGGCCAGCUGUACCGAGCGGGACGUGAGCCGGUUGCUGUCCGGUGUGACCGGGUACUCGGUGAGUGGUAGCGUUUGUCAGCAGCAGCCGGACCAGAGGCCCGGCGCACUCAGCGGUGCGCCCGGGUACGAUCGGAUGCAGAUCGUGUGUGCGUGUGUGCUGGUCGUGUUUGUGUUGAUGGUGGUGUUUAGCACGGUGUACGGUGUUGGGGGUGGCAGGGAGAGUAAGAGUGAGUGUGCCGGUGAAAAGACACCGACCGGUGAGGCAAUACUGAGAUCGUUCUCGGUGAUAGACAAUCUACGCAAGCUGGUACAGCUGUCGAAGGACGAUCAUGGGCUGGGAUGCAUCAACGGCAUUAAGGCGCUGUCGAUGAUGUUCAUUCUCGGUGGCCAUGCGCUGGUGUUUAUGGCCGGUGGACCGCUCCUCAAUCCAGGCUUCUUUCACGACCAGAGUCAACUGCUUCAGAAUGCGUUUCUGCUCAACUCACCGCUGCUAGUCGACACGUUUCUGCUGCUGAGUGGGUUUCUCUUUGCGAGGCUUCUGCUGAUCGAGCUGGACAAGCGACAGGGUCGGCUAAACUUUGGCCUGCUGUACGUGUUUCGGUACAUCCGGCUAACGCCGGCCUACCUGGCUGUGAUUGCGCUGUACGCAACGUGGCUACCGCGGUUAGGGGAAGGCCCACUGUGGAAAGAACGGAUCGAGCUGGAACAGGAGCGCUGUCAGCAGAGCUGGUGGCUGAAUGUGCUGUACGUCAACAACUACUUUGGCACCGACAGUGUUUGUAUGUUCCAGUCGUGGUAUCUGGCCACCGAUACGCAGCUAUUUGUGCUGGCACCGUUACUGCUCUACCCGAUGUGGCGUUAUGGUCAUCGGGUUGCGCUGACUCUGCUCGGAAGCAUCACCGGGGUGUCUAUCUUGGUACCGUUCAUCGUUACGUACACAAAGCAGCUCGAUCCAACGUUUAUGAUUUAUACUGAUGAAGUCAGCGAUCUGCAAGCAAACGACUACUUUGUGAACGUGUACGGCAAAACACAUCUGCGAGCGACCGCCUAUCUGUUUGGUCUGCUAGUGGGCUAUCUGGUGCACUGGAUGCAGAUCAAGAACGUACGAAUCGGGCGUCGAAAGCUAGCCCUGUGCUGGAUCGUCUCAACCGCGUGCGGUUGUUCCGCCAUGUUUUCGCUGACCGCGUUCUACACACGGCUCGGAACGGGCAACUAUCUGUAUAAUGCGCUGUACGCGUCCCUGCAUCGGUUUGGCUGGAGCUUCUCGAACGGGUGGCUUGUGCUGGCAUGCGUUACCGGCCACGGCCGAACCGUGAAGCGGUUCCUUUCCUGGCGCGCAUUUGUACCGCUCAGCCGACUCACGUACUGUGCGUAUCUAACGAACGGGCUGGUGGAGCUGUAUCUGUCAGCAUCUCGGCGCACCUCACUCUACGCAAGCAUCCCGACGCUGACUGCCGAGUGCAUCUCGCACAUGAUACUAACGUUCUUGCUAGCGUUAGUACUCUGUCUGAUGUUUGAGUCGCCGAUUCAUGGACUGGAGAAGAUUCUGCUGAGCCGUUACCGGCCGACCCACGCGAGCACCAGUACACGAGAGCCAGAAACGAACAGUUUGAGCACAAACAACACGCACAGUACAUCGGAGGAGGCAUAG
This is a messenger RNA of Anopheles maculipalpis, 2142 nucleotides long. RefSeq names its product nose resistant to fluoxetine protein 6-like. The transcript is spliced from 5 exons. NCBI's taxonomy places the organism in Eukaryota, Metazoa, Arthropoda, Insecta, Diptera, Culicidae. Gene Ontology annotation, molecular function: acyltransferase activity, transferring groups other than amino-acyl groups. The coding region runs from base 1 to 2142 and encodes 713 amino acids. The record is from RefSeq and is a predicted model, not a curated record.